CAUCCACAUCGUCGCCAUAACCCAUUAAACAAUUCAUGGGUCUUAUGCUCUCCACACCGAACUAAGCGACCUUGGCAAGGCCAACAAGAAACAGUUGACAAUGAAUCGAUACCUAGUUAUGAUUCGAACUGCUAUCUGUGCCCGGGGAAUAUACGUGCAAAAGGAAACAGAAAUCCCGAGUAUAAAAAUACUUUUAUCUUCACUAAUGAUUUUGCUGCCGUAAAUAUUGAUCAACCCCAAUUGCGGCAUAAUUCCGAUGACAAAUUAUCGUCCCUAUUAAGGGCUGAAGGUGUUAAGGGUGAAUGCAAAGUUAUGUGUUUUUCUCCAAGACACAAUAUCACUAUCGCUGAAAUGUCAGAAGAUGCUAUAAUUCACGUAAUUCAGGCAUGGGUUGAA
This is a messenger RNA of Scutellospora calospora, 396 nucleotides long. Lineage: Eukaryota; Fungi; Glomeromycota; Glomeromycetes; Diversisporales; Gigasporaceae. The record is from the annotation of a GenBank genome assembly.